Molecule: messenger RNA, 7432 nt
Organism: Gambusia affinis (western mosquitofish)
Lineage: Eukaryota; Metazoa; Chordata; Actinopteri; Cyprinodontiformes; Poeciliidae
Gene: taok2b
Product: TAO kinase 2b
Exons: 20
Coding region: 617-4099 (1160 amino acids)
Biological process (GO): protein phosphorylation
Molecular function (GO): ATP binding; protein kinase activity
Source: RefSeq, a predicted model, not a curated record
UGUUAUUGGACACUCGCCUGCUUCUCAACCCGAGAAGAAGAGCACUUCCGGUUUCCUCUCGGCUCCCGCCCCGCUCCGCCAUCAUGAAGUCCUGAACAAAAAAAACGGAUGAGAGCCGAGCAAAAAUGGGGAUAAAACGGAGCGGAGAGGCAGCUCACCGACAGCGUUAGCUAAAAUGUCACUGCGAAUCGGAGUAGGGAGCGGAGUGGCGGGUUUUAAUGAGCCGGUCUCCCCCUGAACGACGUCCUCUAUCAGCUCCGGCCGUUGACGUUAUUCGGUUAGCCGCUGUGCUAACAGCAGCCCCGGAGCCUUGGCCCUGAUUUUCCUCCCCAUUUUCUCCGGCAGGGCAGCUGCGCUCGUGGGUUAGCUGGCAGGAGGCAGUCAGCUGGCUCCACUCAUGUCAAGUAGCAGAAAGCUGCUGGGAGCACCGGGAUGGCCCGGGGUUUAGCUACAACCGCGACGGGCAGACGGAAUGUGGGCUGUUCGUGUUGAAUAGACACCAGAGCCGAGGAGGAGAAGGGAGGACAGGGGAGGGAGAAACCAAGAUUUUCCUGCCAGGCCAGUCAGCUAGCUCCAGGGCUAGCUACAGUGGAUCCCAACAGCCACGGCGCUGGCCAUGCCGUCGAGUGUGCGGGCCGGGAGCCUGAAGGACCCGGAGGUGGCGGAGCUGUUCUGCAGGGAGGACCCCGAGAAGCUCUUCACCGACCUCAGGGAGAUCGGCCAUGGGAGCUUUGGCGCCGUCUACUUUGCCCACGACAUCCGCACCAAUGAGGUGGUGGCGAUCAAGAAGAUGUCCUACAGCGGCAAACAGUCCAAUGAGAAAUGGCAGGACAUCAUCAAGGAAGUGAAGUUCCUCCAGAAGCUGCGCCACCCGAACACGGUGGAGUACCGAGGCUGCUACCUGAGAGAGCACACCGCCUGGCUGGUGAUGGAGUACUGUUUGGGUUCCGCCUCCGACCUGUUAGAAGUCCACAAGAAACCCCUCCAAGAGGUGGAAAUAGCUGCCAUUACCCACGGUGCUUUGCAGGGACUGGUCUACCUUCACUCUCACAACAUGAUUCACAGGGAUGUGAAAGCAGGAAACAUCUUGCUGACAGAACCGGGUCAGGUCAAACUGGGAGACUUCGGCUCUGCUUCUAUUGUUGCUCCGGCCAACUCCUUCGUGGGAACACCUUACUGGAUGGCCCCUGAGGUGAUCCUCGCCAUGGACGAGGGACAGUAUGACGGGAAGGUGGAUGUGUGGUCACUUGGCAUUACCUGCAUAGAGCUGGCGGAGAGGAAGCCGCCGCUGUUCAACAUGAAUGCUAUGAGUGCCUUAUACCACAUCGCCCAGAAUGAGAGCCCCGUGCUGCAGUCGAAUCACUGGUCGGAUUAUUUCCGUAAUUUUGUGGAGUCCUGUUUGCAAAAGCUGGCCCAGGACAGACCUACCUCUGAUGUGCUGCUGAAGCACCAUUUCCUAUGCAGGGAGCGCCCCAUGACGGCGGUGAUGGAUCUCAUCGCGCGAACCAAGGACGCCGUCCGCGAGCUCGACAACCUGCAGUACCGCAAGAUGAAGAAAAUCCUGUUUCACGAGGCUCACAACGGUCCGGCACCGGAGGGAGGGGAUGAGGAAGAGGAUGUGGAAGGGUACAUGCUGCGCACCGGCACAGUGAACAGUAUGGAGAGCUCCCACUCCCUGCCGUCCAUGUCGAUCAGCGCCAGCUCCCAGAGCAGCUCCGUCAACAGCCUGGCCGACGGCUCGGACGACAGCGGCGAGAUGGCCAUGAUGCAGGAGGGCGAGCACACCGUCACCUCCAACAGCUCCGUCCUGCACAAACCUCUGAGCCACGACAACAUCUACGAUGAUCCCUAUCAGCCAGAGGUCGACUCUCAACGAGAAGCUUCAUCUGGCGGCGGCGGGGGAGGAGGGGGAGGCGGUGGCAGACGGCGACGGCGAGACCACUUUGCCACCAUCAGGACCGCCUCGCUGGUGACCCGUCAGAUCCAGGAACAUGAGCAGGGCUCGGCUCUUAGGGAGCAGAUGUCUGGGUACAAACGGAUGCGGCGACAGCAUCAGAAGCAGCUGAUGGGUCUGGAGAACAAGCUGAAAUCAGAGAUGGACGAGCACCAAUUGAGGCUGGAUAAGGAGCUGGAGAACCAGAGGAACAAUUUCUCCAUGGAGCUGGAAAAACUGUCGAAGAAGCACCAGGCUGUCCUGGAGAAGGAGACGAAGGCGGUCCUGACGGAGGAGAAGAAGUUCCAGCAGCACAUUCUGGGUCAGCAGAAGAAGGAGCUGACCAGCCUGCUGGAUUCCCAGAAGCGACAGUACCGACAGCGCAAAGAGCAGCUGAAAGAGGAACUGAACGAGAACCAGUCGACGCCGAAGAGAGAGAAGCAGGAAUGGCUGGUGCACCAGAAGGAGUGCAUGCAGCAGCUGCAGGCGGAGGAAGAAGCCGGCCUGCUGCGGAGGCAGCGGCAGUAUUAUGAGCUGCAGAGCCGCCAGUACAAGAGGAAGAUGCUGCUUGGACGCCACAACCUGGAGCAGGAUCUGCUCAGAGAGGACCUGAACAAGAAGCAGACCCUGAAGGACCUGGAGUGCGCCAUGCUGCUGCGGCACCACGAGUCGACGCAGGAGCUGGAGUUCCGGCAGCUGGGCGUGGUGCAGCGGACGCGCGCCGACCUGAUCCGCACGCAGCACCAGACCGAGCUCACCAACCAGAUGGAGUACAACAAGCGCCGCGAGCAGGAGCUGCGUCAGAAACACGCCGUGGAGGUCCGCCAGCAGCCCAAAAGCCUCAAAUCCAAAGAGCUCCAGAUAAAGCGCCAGUUCCAGGACACCUGUAAGAUCCAGACCCGGCAGUACAAGGCCCUGCGGAACCACCUGCUGGAGAACACACCCAAGUCGGAGCACAAGGCGGUUCUGAAGCGGCUGAAGGACGAGCAGACCCGGAAGCUGGCCAUCCUGGCCGAGCAGUACGACCACUCCAUCAACGACAUGCUGUCCACUCAGGCUUUGCGGUUGGACGAGACUCAGGAGGCGGAGUACAAGGUACUGCGGAUGCAGCUGCAGCAGGAGCUGGAGCUGCUCAACGCCUAUCAGAGCAAGAUCAAGAUCCACACCGACACGCAGCACGAGAGGGAGGUGAAGGACCUGGAGCAGAGGGUGUCCAUCCGCCGCGCCCUGCUGGAGCAGAGGAUCGAGGAGGAGAUGUUGUCCCUGCAGAACGAGCGCUCUGAACGCAUCCGCACCUUGUUGGAGCGGCAGGCCAGCGAAAUCGAGGCCUUCGACUCGGAGAGCCUCCGCCUGGGCUUCAGCAACAUGGCGCUGACCGGCGUGCCCGGCGACGCCUACGCUAAGCAGGGCUACUCCAACGCCCAGCCGUCCGGCUCCCGCUCCGCAGGCCACUGGAGCCACGGCGUGCACCAGCAGAACAUGUCGUCGCAGCAACUGUCCCGCCGCAGCCACAACAGCAGCAGCAGCAGCGGGAUUGGCAGCGGCGCCAGCGACCGGAGGAGCGAGUCGUCCUCCUCUUCCUCCCACGGUUUGGGGAUGGCUCUGGGGCACGGACGGGACGGCAGGGACAUGCACCACUCAUCCCGCUCCUCCGCCUCCUCUUCCUCCUCCUCCUCCUCGUCUUCCUCCCACCAUCAGCGCCACCACCUGCCACAGCACUACCACCACCAGAGCACGCCGCAGCUCUACCGGGAGCGGGAGAGAGAGCGGGAGAAGGAGAGGGAGCGGGAGUGGGCCGGAGUGCGAGGCUCCGGCGGUGACCUGGCCCACCCACACCCCCUGCCCUUCUCCCAUCACCUCCCCUCUCGCUCCUCCUCCCAGUCCCUGGCCAUGCUUCCUCCUCCUCCUCCGGCUCCACCCUCCAUCUCCGGCCCUUCAUCCUCCUCGUCUUCCUCCUCCUCAUCGCAAGGCGGGAUAUACGGAGGCGGAGGGCUGGCGGUUCGCGGUACACCCAACCUGAUGGCCCUGAGGAACAGCCCCCAGCCGCUGAGGAGGACGGCGUCCGGCGGCGGGCCUGGAGGCGCCGGCGGCAGCGACGGCGUCCUGAGCCGAAGCACCUCGGUCACUUCUCACAUCUCCAACGGCUCACACCUGUCCUACUCUUAGGAGCCUUCAGAGGCGCGGCAGCGAUGAAGGUGAAGGUAGCUAUCACAGGCUGCGUCGCUAUAGAUAGUUCCCACAAGACCCGACCGGAAGAAAGUUACCCCGGAAAGCCGCCAUAUUGGAAGGCAACCGGUGAACAGUAGCUGUUUCCUUUACAAAUGUGGGUACAAAUUUGUCGAUUUUCUGCUGAUAUAAAAAAACCCACAAUUUUACGAUAAUUGUGUUUCAAGUAAAUACGAAAUUAAAUUAAAAUAGAAGCUUGUUCAUGCUAUAAGUUAUUACUUAUCGUGUCAUUACUUAAGACGCGAUAAGUAACUGUUAUGAUGUCAACAGUUACAUGAGAUAUAUUCAAAAUUCAGCCAUGGGACUAUCGCUCAUUUAUCAGCCAAUCAAAGGAGAUGUUGGCGUCUUAGUCAGGCGUUGGAGCGACAAACUCCUUAUAGUUGGGAGCAGCUGUGGGGGAAAUUGGACUCUAUGGUUUCACAGAACUGCUGUGAGUUCAAAGACGUUCUAAUGACAGCUUUUUAUGAACUGUGCAAUGCACAAAAAACAAAAACAAAUCAUCCUCCUACUACUUGCUGUCGUCGUCCUCAACGUUUCCGCCAGUAAUAACAUCCAAUAUUCAUCACAAAAGUCGUGUGAUGGACAAAGUAUUUUCAUCGCAGUUUUCGAAAUACAUCUAUUUUAAUACGGCCAAAAAAAACACCUCAUCCUAGUGCAAAACCUUAUCAAAAAACAUUUUGGUGUGUUUCCAUUAACAAGUUUAUUUUCAAAAUUCUAAUUUGGGCAAUUUUAUGGUUACUGGAAAUGCAGCUGCAGAAGCAGCUGUAGGCCUGUUAUGAUAAUAAAUUUCUGUGGACAAUAAAGUAUCCUAGAAAUUAUUGCAAUAAACAAUAAUACUGUCUUAUUAAAAAUGUUCUCAAAAUGCCAUUUUGGUCAAGAUUCAGUAAGAAAAAAAAUCAACUGUAUAGAGAAUCGCAGUUCCUAGACCUGGGAAUACUGAGUCUAUUGAGAAAGCUCAAAAAUCCUAUUUUAAAAUGUGUUUCUAGAGACAACCAAUCAGAGCUAAGAGGUGGGUCUUAGCGUUGUCAAUCAAGCUUGUGUUCGAAUUCUGACUUUUUUCGUCUGACUUAUGACUCCUUCUCAGAAUCAGAAAUGUUUAAAUUGUUCAUGCACCAUCAGGGAAAUCUAGUCUUAAAAUUCAAAUCUACCAGAUAAAUUUGGGACAGGCUAACGUGCCGGUUUACAAAUCCUGUAACAAGAAAGAAACAUUUAUGGAAUUAUUUUUACAUGCUAACUCCAUAAUUCACAUACACCGAAGAGUGUUUAUUUAUUUGGAUUUUGACAAAGAUAGGCACCAAAUUUUCUUUUUUUGCAUAAAUUUAUUUAUUCCCCUAUGGCCAAUGCCAUCUAUAACUUCAUUUCAUAUUUUUUGUUGGUCCUAAUCCUCUUCCAUAAUUACAGUUAUUGACUGACAUUGUCACAGUUUGCUUAAUUUUAAAACGUUUAAAAAGAUCCUUACCGCUAAUAAAGUGAUCAGAGCUAAUCCAUACCAAUCCUUCCGUUUCCUCUGGAUUUCAGUCAGCAGCACUUAUUGAUGCUUAGCAGUGAGGUUUGCUCACAUUCACAGGUCGUUUACUGUCUUAUCACCUUUGUUUUUACACCCUUGAAUCAAACGACAACCAUCGCCGUUCUCUUUUGCGCCAUCACUGAAUUGGAAAGCUGCUUCCCGUACUAUAAAAAUGGCGGCAUAGCACCUGGAUGUCGGAGGUGUGACGUCAUGCGGGAACUAUCUAUACUCCGUUUACCGCCUUUCUCUGUCUUCUGGACAGAUUUCAACUCCUGGAACCGUUGAGAUGCAGAACUUUGUGCACAAAAAGUCCCAGCGGUCAUGAGGACGGGGCAAACCGGGGUUGCCGAGCUGCAUCCUGCCUCUUUAGACUCAGGGUGGGUAGAGAGGGUUUCUCCCAUUCUCACGGAUAUAACAAGGGGAGGAAUGUAACCGCCUGUGACACCACUGGAUGACGGUGGUGCUAGAUGUUUCUGUUCAGUGUUUUUAUCUCUGUUACUGUAUAAAAAUGUAAGGCAGGAUGUGUGACCGGGGGAACGUUUGGCCUUCGUUUCCUCCUGCGGCCGCAGAGACAGCAGCCGUGUCUCAGGGUUCCUACACAGCCUGGAGAACGCUGGAGAUUAUUUUUAUGGAGAUUAGCGAUGGAAAGUUUUGGGAACAUAUGAAGAAAUAAGAGAGAAUGGAAAGAUAUUUGUAUUUAUUCCAUAUGCCAUUGUUGAAUCAAGGUUGCAUCAUACAAUCAUCUUCCAUUUCUUUCAUUUGUUUUCAUCUGUUCUUUCAACCAUUUGUUUUCCUUUCUUCAUUUUCUUCUUCUUUCCUCUGUUCAAUUAUUUCUCAUCCUUCCUUCCUUUUGUUUCCUUUCCUUCUAUUGGUCUUUCACCCAUCUUUCCAUUUUUUCUUCCAUUUCUUUUCCAUUCUUUCCGUUAUUCCUUCCUUCCUCUGUUCAUUCAUUUCCCUUCCUUCCAUUUUUUUCCAUCCUUCUUUCCUUUGUUCAUUUUUCUUCCUUCCAUUACUCCUUCCUUCCCUUCUUCAUUUAAUUGUUUUUCUUCUUGCUUUCCUUCCUUCUCCUCCUUCCUUCCUUUCGUUUAUUAAUUUCUGUUUAUACUUUUAAAUCGGGUCCAAACGGACUGAGGAGUCUUGAAUCUGCGUUGGGUUUUGGCUUAAAGCUGUGUAGAAACCCUGCUGUCUUCAUCUAUGAUGUUCUGUUCUGGAAUGGAGAAAGAAAGAAGACAUGGGAGAAAAAAAAAAAGGAAGAUGUUUUUGUUUUGUGUCCAGAUGCUGAAACAAAAGUCAAAGAUGAAAUUCAGAAAACAUUUUUAAACUGCUGUUAUUUUUUAAAACACAAAAACAAUUUGCUUGGAACGUCACCAAUGCCUUCAAGGGGUUCUUAAAGGGAUGUUGUGCCAUCCACUUUUUAUUGUUAUUAUUAUUAAUAUUAAUUUAUUUCAUGACUGAACUGAAAACACAGAAUGUUUGUAAAGUAAAGAGACUCUUCCAAAAACGCAACGUGAACGAGGAACGUGUAUAAAACAAAGCUUUCUGACGUCGAUGACAUUCUGAAUAUCUCAAUAUUAAGUGUCACUCCAGUGCAUGACAUAGAUGUACAUAAAAUAGAAAAAAAAUGAACAAACACAUUGAACAGUACUGUAUCCGUCCCAGUUUACCGCAUUUAGAAUCACUUGUCCCAGUUUUUUUUUUUUUUUUUUACCUUUUACUGUAGAUAUUUAUGGGAAUAUUAAGAACAGAAAUCAUUUGGUUUUAUAGAU